Haemonchus placei is the source of this 3465-nucleotide messenger RNA. NCBI's taxonomy places the organism in Eukaryota, Metazoa, Nematoda, Chromadorea, Rhabditida, Trichostrongylidae. The record is from the annotation of a GenBank genome assembly.
AUGGUAAACGCAAGUGAUGAGGAAGUCAACGAUCCCAACUCGAAGGACUUCAUCCGGUUCAUGUCAGCCAAGCAAGGCAAUGACGCUACCACCAUUUACGUUCACGACCAUUCCUUACGAAGAACCAAAGUGAACGAGACCCGGAAUUUCACACUCUCCGCCAAUGCCAAUUUCUACAAUUUGGCAACAUCGUCGAUAGCGUCGGCCUUAGUCACAUCUUCCUAUUCAGAUCCUGAAUUAUUGCGAAAGAUCGAAUGGUCGCAAAUCGACGAGGUUUAUCGAACACACCGCGAAGAGACUCGUGAUCUGGCAUUUCAGCUCUUCUGCUCCGAGAGCGGGUAUAUGCGCUUCUUCCCAGCUGCCUCGUGGUUCUGGGACAAUCACAUCGAGCAUCUCGACUUGUUUGACUGCCGCAACACACAAUGGUACAUUAACGCUGCCACUAACUCCAAAAAUGUUCUGAUAAUGCUCGAUAUGUCUGGUUCAAUGCUAGGACAGCGGUACGAAAUCGCAAAACAGACCACAGAAGCAAUUUUGGAAACAUUGAGUCAUAACGACUACUUCAACAUCAUGCCGUUUUCAAAGACUCCAUUCUUCCUUGACGACUGCAAUGGAAGAAACGGUCUUCUACAGGCGACGAUGCGAAAUAAGAAGCUUCUUCGCAACAAAAUGAACAACGUGUCGAGCGAAGGGAAAGCCGAAUAUGAGAAGGCGUUACCGCACGCUUUCACCACCCUACUUAAUCUGCCCGGCCACUACGAGCUGCACACUCGUGAGGAAAUGGCGGUGAUGGAACCGAAUGCUACAAGGGACCGGAUCCACGUCGUUUUCCCUGAACACGUGCUGUCCGCCGAUCCAGAAUACAUCGAGGCAAUUAGCUCACGUCAUGGUCGACCUGACCAGGGCUGCGAGAACGUCAUCAUGCUCAUCACUGAUGGAGCCCCAAAUGUCUACAAAGAAAUUUUCGAUCUCUACAAUAAGGACAAAAAGGUGCGGUUUUUCUCCUUUCUAAUCGGUGAGGAAGCCAUCGACUUUGAGCAGGUAAAGACCAUGGCCUGCACAAAUAGAGGCUACAUGGUACAUGUGCAGAACAUGGCCGACGUUGAGGAUAAAGUCCAGCACUAUAUCCGUACGAUGUCACGACCAAUCGGUCAGCAUGCGGGUGACAUCCAAGUAGACGAUGCUUUAUGGAGCGGUGUAUAUCGAGAAAGAUUGGUUCGUGCUUAUGUUAAACUCCUUUUUCUGAAGAUUUCUUUUACUUAUGUGUUCCUUUCGUCCUGCCCUUUUUCACAUCAAUCGUCUUUGAAUCAUAAAAUCUAUUCGAUUGAUGAGAUAUUCGCUGAACCAGUGCCCAUCACUAAUCAAUCGUACGCGAUCAUGAACAAGAUGGCAGCACGUCGUGUGAGUUCUGAAAUUUCCAUACGAUCCUCUGGUGCACAUACGAUUUCUGAGGUCAUCACUUUUCAGAAAAUUCGUCUUCAAAAAACAGAAGCACGUGGACGAAUGUUUGUCACGACGGUUUCGUUUCCCGUGAUUGUCAAUCGAACGUUUAUGGGAGUAGCAGCCGUUAAUACUCCCCUAACGGAACUCAAUCAGCAGGCUCAUCCUAGUAAUAUCGGAGGACGCAGCUACUUUUUCAUGCUGGAUCAGAAUGGCUUCAUCAUGUUCCAUCCGCAACUGCGACCAAUUGAUCCUGCAACCAAAUCACACAAACAAAAUUACAACAAUAUGGAUCUACUGGAACUCGAAGUGCCGCAGUCACAGCAGGUUGAUUUCUUUGACAGCUUCGUACCGUCCAUCUGGUUACGCACCAUUAUGUACUAUAAGCAAGAUUCUCUUGGUAUAACACCAGUUCAGGUUCGAUCGAUGGUCAUGAACUGUGACAACAGUGAUCCCCAGUUGCUAGACGUACUCUACGCCACGGAAGCACUGGAUCGUGUCUACCCGCAGACGAACGUCUAUUAUUCAGAAUGCAUUAAAGGGGCCAAUUUUGUGCUGGGACUAGCAAUGGCGAAAGGUGAUGACUACAGAUGGCGUCCGAAGAGCCGUUCAUACGACUACAGCCAUGUGCAAAUAAGUUGGAUGAAUGACAAACGAUGGAGAGUUCAUCCACAUUGGCGCUACUGCCUUCUCAAUGACACCGAUACCAACGUCACAAAAGAAGAAGCAUUUGUUAUAUACGCGAACCAGAUGAGACAGAGCGGUAAGAUUCCCUAUGCUCACGAUGCUCUGCUACAAAUUUCGUUUUGGUUUAGGCAAAUUGCCAGCGUUAUGCGUCCCUCUAAUCUGAUUCACUUGGUGUUCUUCACGGCUCCUUCUGGCUUGAUUCGAUUUUACAAUCAAACUUUGGACGAUUACGACUAUGAAGAUCCAAAUUGGAGCAUCUUUGAUCACAUUGGAGCCAUACUGAGUAUUGAACACGUCCAAGACAGACUGUCUCCACCGACAGCUCUUUAUAUUCGUUUUUCCUUACUGGUAGCCAUAGAAAAAGAUGUGGUGUUGGUAGAGACGAAGUCGGCCAUUUCUAACUGCUUCUCAUAUUGUGCAGGGAACGUAUCGAUGAAACCAAAGCUUUUUUUCCUCGAUCUUUCUGUUUUCAGAAGUUACAAUCACUUCAUAACGGAUUUGAAUCGGAAAUCAGUUGAUGACACUUACUAUCGGCGAAGUGUUCGGAUGAAAGACCACAUCGUUUUUGACGUCUCAAACAAAUGUAUACGACUAAAUCAAAUUCGUUUAGCUAAAAUAUGGUACAAGUCGGAAACGCAGCUUACUGGGUAUGGACUCAAUGAGAAUCUCACAAUGCUAGCUCAGGGUACAAAGGCUAUCUACCUCGGGAACGCUCUGUUAGGUUCGUCACUGACUUUCUGUGUGGCGGGUUUCGAGUUCGCGUACGAUUACGUCGUCAACCUCAUGGGUGAGCAUGGAUGUGGACCAUCGCCCUUCUACAUGCUCUACCACUGGUUUAUGUCGUCUAUCUAUCAGCUUCUUCUUUUGGCGAAGCAAUACCCAUUACUUCAUUUAUUCCAUUCUUUCGUAAAACCGGUUGAAUCGUACACCGCAAGUUUCCACGAGGGAAGCGAUGGUUUCCCAUGCUCUAAGCACUCCUACUUUUACUUGUCCAAUCGGGAUGGAAGAUCGCGACCCCAAUCCACAAGCUUGGUGGAUAUGAAUCGAUCGGAUCGCCCUUGUACUUUGAAUUCAGCAAAAUGCUCUGUCAAAAUGCAGGCCGCCUUUGUUGAAGGGACGAAUUUGGUGAUGGUAUGGAUCAUCCAAGAUAAGACGUCAGAUAACUGCUACGACGACACACAAUGUCCGAAAGUCGAACCAUCAGAGGUCCCUUUUGGAUUUGAACGGGUACCACCGCUGGAUCCAUCAGAGAAGUGCACUGGUGUUCCUCAUCGAAAACCGGCUCGAUCAAAAUCGAUGUGCUACAACACAGUGAACGAAGUGAGUUAUACCACUUAG